UUUAAAACCGAUUGUACUAUCGAUAGAUUCGAAUUUUCUCGAAUAAUUAAUUUCCGUAAUUGUUCAAUAAUUCGAUAGUAAAAUAAUUUGGUUUGCGGGAGUGAUACAUAUAUUUGAUUUCGCCAUCCAAGUAAAGUGAUGAUUUUUUAACAAAGUUGGGGUUAAAUGUCGGUGGGCCUUAUCCCCGUUCACAGAGGUCCAAAUCAAACAACGUGGAAAAGGCCAUGUCGCAAAAUAUAUACAUAGUUCCAAAUAAUAGCAGAUAUACGAGAUGAGGUUACGAUAUUGCAAACAGAAAGGUAUUAAAGCAGACACUUAAACAAGCAAGCCAUAACAACUUCUGGUACCGCCAAUACCAAUACGUUGGUAUCCUACUAACGGAUGAGAGCAGCUGUUCCAGAAAAAAUAAUAUUUUCAGAUUAAUAAAACUUCUGAAAUAUAUAUGUAAUGCGGAAAUUAAGGAAAAGGUCAUACAAGUAAAACCAACAAAACUAUCGUUGAAUUACCUGUUGAAGUAAUAGAUAUUAAAAUGACUUCAGAAGACCUUUUGCAACCAGGUCACGUGGUCAAAGAGCGAUGGAAAGUUGUGCGAAAAAUAGGUGGGGGGGGGUUUGGAGAAAUUUAUGAAGGGCAAGAUUUGAUAACUCGCGAACAAGUUGCGCUAAAAGUGGAAUCAGCACGUCAGCCAAAACAAGUUCUAAAAAUGGAGGUAGCCGUUCUAAAGAAAUUGCAAGGCAAAGAACAUGUUUGCCGCUUUAUAGGUUGUGGACGAAAUGACCGUUUUAAUUAUGUUGUUAUGCAACUGCAAGGAAAAAACCUUGCUGAACUACGUCGAGCGCAACCUCGUGGAGCAUUUUCUUUGAGUACUACCUUGCGACUUGGACUACAGAUAUUAAAAGCUAUUGAAUCCAUACAUUCAGUAGGAUUUUUACACCGUGAUAUUAAACCUAGCAACUUUUCUAUUGGACGUUUACCCUACAAUUGCCGUCGGGUAUAUAUGUUGGAUUUUGGGCUUGCUCGUCAGUAUACCACAGGAACUGGAGAGGUCCGUUGUCCCCGUGCCGCGGCUGGAUUCCGGGGCACUGUACGAUAUGCAUCUAUAAAUGCGCAUCGAAAUCGUGAAAUGGGACGUCAUGAUGAUUUGUGGUCCUUAUUUUACAUGUUAGUAGAGUUCGUUAACGGCCAAUUGCCGUGGCGUAAGAUUAAAGAUAAGGAGCAAGUAGGCUUUACGAAAGAGAAGUAUGAUCACCGCAUUUUACUAAAACACUUGCCUUCCGAUUUAAAACAGUUUUUGGAACAUAUACAAUCGCUCGCUUACGCCGAUCGCCCCGAUUAUGCGAUGUUGAUCGGGUUAUUCGAGCGCUGUAUGAAACGUCGAGGAGUAAAAGAUUCUGAUCCCUAUGAUUGGGAAAAGAUAGAUACUGUUAAUGCAACUACUAGUCAACCAACAAAUACUGUUCAAAUACUGGGUAAAAACGAAUAUGCACAUGGAAACACUGCGCAGAUGACAGUUGCUGCGUCAAAUGUUAGCGGGACUGAAUAUCCACGACAUCGUAAUGAUAUGGACACAGCAUUAUUUGCUUCAACAGAUCCAAUAAAUGGAAAGGAAAAGGUUGACAAAAAUUGCAACGCACCCUUACCACAGAUCGACGGUCUUUUGUUGAAUAUGAGCUCCUGCAAUCAGAACGCGAUUCAGAAGGCAAAUCCAGCGCAAUCAGCAAAUUUAACAGGUUCUGCAAAUGUCCAUUGCGUUAAAACAGUUGACCAAACUUUUGAUCAGAAAACACAACCAAAGUUACCAUCUCAACCACAUUUGAACGCACCCCAAAUAAGUUUAUUUUUGCCGUCAGCAGCACCAAAUGUGUCCAAUUCCACUGGUGCAAUAAAACCAUCUACAGUUACGGCCUCCAAUCGUUCAGAUUGUGCUGGUUCGGUUACAGGCUCCACACCUCCAUUGAACAGUCACAAACACCAUCCAAAGCAGCAAUUUAUCCACGGACAUUCACACGUUCAAGCUAGAUCAAAUUCACCUUCCGCGCAAACUGUACGCAAAAAUUAUUCAUCUCCUAUACAGGCUCAAAUUGGUGGCUGUGAUAAGGAAGUAGGACCGAAUUCUACCUCUCUCCAAUCCCAUUUACAGAAUGACGACAUACUCAUUGGUGAUACUAGUAUAGCAGAGGAUCAACUUAAUUACCAAAAUGUCGUUGAAGGUCAAAGUGGGUUUAGAUGUGAUGGCUCGCCAAAAAAAAUACAGAGAUCUGACGGCACUAAUGACGAACCUAAUUUUAAUCAGAAUUUGAAUGCAACUGAACUACUUAUAAAAGGAACAUCGAGUGUGUAUGAUCCAGCAGUGAGCAGCGGAUGUCUCAUAUUAAAUGAAAGUGCGUCUUCUCAUGCUCAUGAUGCAACCCCAUUUUCUUUUGAUGUCGCUCUGGGUCCUUCAAAAGCAGUUGUACUUCAAAAUAACAUUAGCAGUCAACGAACUUCUCAAAUAGGACCAACCGGAGGAAUACAACAAAAUGUUUAUUUUGGGUCAGCCACAAAAUGUCGUUCAUCAGCAGCUUCCAGUUUGCGGCCAGCGUUUAAUUCUAGUGGAUCAGUACACCGUUUCGGUAAUAUUGGAUUAACACGCAGUAGUAAUGGACCCGGCGUAGCUGGAGAUCAUUCCAUGACUCAGUACGCUUUAAUAGAUGACGAAAACGUGUCGGCGUUGCAACAAGUAACUAAAGGUGGCGGAGCUCUCACUUUGGCAUCUCAGUGGAAAAGUCAGUUUGAUGAUUCGGAGGAUACGACAGAUAACGAAUGGAAACAAGAACCUCAGGCUGCUCAUUUGUCGGAACUGCGGAUAUCGGACUACUAUAACAUACAGCUGCCAUACAAACUGAACGAUCGGAGUCAGGUUCUU
Messenger RNA from Bactrocera latifrons, 2905 nucleotides. RefSeq names its product tau-tubulin kinase 2 (gene Asator). Gene Ontology annotation, biological process: peptidyl-serine phosphorylation; signal transduction. The record is from RefSeq and is a predicted model, not a curated record. Gene Ontology annotation, cellular component: nucleus; cytoplasm. Lineage: Eukaryota; Metazoa; Arthropoda; Insecta; Diptera; Tephritidae. Gene Ontology annotation, molecular function: ATP binding; protein serine/threonine kinase activity.